Messenger RNA from Babjeviella inositovora NRRL Y-12698, 505 nucleotides. RefSeq lists its product as uncharacterized. The transcript has a single exon. Bases 112 to 429 code for a protein of 105 amino acids. NCBI's taxonomy places the organism in Eukaryota, Fungi, Ascomycota, Pichiomycetes, Serinales. The record is from RefSeq and is a predicted model, not a curated record.
UACUAUCAUCCGCCAGAUACGCCUGGGAAACCUACAUGGGUUGGUUGGACUAAGGUGCGCUAUCCAAGACGCAGGCGUACCUAAAAAAAAGUUUCCCAUUAAUUUCAGCUGAUGCGGCGGAGCUUAUACGGUGCUCACUCAGGCCACCACAUGGGGUACCAGAGUCCACUCUCACCACAAUCCAGGCAAGGUAUCCAAAGAUAUACUGGGGGUAUUACUAGACUGCCAUUUUUGAGACCCAGACUGGGAGAAUACGGCACCUUUACCUUUUUAUUUCCACAUGUCUUUGAGCAUAUUGCAUAUUUACCGACCCCGGAGGCUGAAAUAUUUUUUCGAGGCGGGACAGAUCGGUUAUCCCUUCUAGUAGGUGUCGAUCGUCUCGGCAGGGAAUACCAUCGGAAGAUGCGGACAAGGAUCAUGUAUCAAUAACUAAAUUUGAGAUAGUGGGCUGCAGCAGAUACCCAGGAAAGUCUAUGAGAUAAACAGCCAGUUUUAUUCUAGAUCU